CUUCACAAUUUUAGUUCAGGCAAUAUUGAAGUCUGCCUGAAAUGGAUUUUUACAAGGCGGAGUUUGGGGGCCUUCAAUCUCCCUUUCCGCUGUACCCGCCAUCUUGUAGAGACCGGGGUAAUCAGGCAACAUGACGAACACCAGAGGCAAGAGGAGGGGGACGAGGUAUAUGUUCAGCAGGCCUUUCCGCAAGCAUGGCCCCAUUCCCCUGUCCACAUACAUGCGCAUCUACAAGAAAGGUGAUAUCGUUGACAUUAAGGGCACAGGAACCAUUCAGAAAGGUAUGCCUCAUAAGUGCUACCAUGGCAAGACGGGACGAGUCUACAAUGUAACCCAACAUGCUGUCGGCAUCAUUGUCAACAAGCAGGUCAAGGGCAAGAUCCUGGCCAAGAGGAUUAACGUGCGCAUUGAGCAUGUGAAGCACUCGAAGAGCAGGGACAGUUUCCUGCAGCGCGUCAAGGAGAAUGAAGCCAGGAAACUGGAGGCCAAGCAGAAAGGCACCUGGGUGGAGCUGAAGCGCCAGCCUGCUCCUCCACGUGAAGCCCACUUUGUCAGCACGAAGAAGAACACCCCUCAGCUGCUGGAGCCCAUCCCCUAUGAGUUCAUGGCAUAAAGUGCUCACACAAUAAAAAUAUUUGUACACACA
Sphaeramia orbicularis (orbiculate cardinalfish) is the source of this 646-nucleotide messenger RNA. RefSeq names its product ribosomal protein L21 (gene rpl21). Gene Ontology annotation, biological process: translation. NCBI's taxonomy places the organism in Eukaryota, Metazoa, Chordata, Actinopteri, Kurtiformes, Apogonidae. Gene Ontology annotation, cellular component: ribosome. Gene Ontology annotation, molecular function: structural constituent of ribosome. The record is from RefSeq and is a predicted model, not a curated record. Bases 131 to 613 code for a protein of 160 amino acids. The transcript is spliced from 6 exons.